This is a messenger RNA of Brenthis ino (lesser marbled fritillary), 264 nucleotides long. Lineage: Eukaryota; Metazoa; Arthropoda; Insecta; Lepidoptera; Nymphalidae. The record is from the annotation of a GenBank genome assembly.
AUGGGAGCCCGUCCACUAAGCAUCAGAACGCGCCUGAUUGCGAGUGUAAGCGACAGUAUGUCAGCCGUCAGCCUCCGCGCACUUGGCUGUAGCAGCCAGAUCAUGUUUCUGUCAAAUAGUGCUGGAAUAGCGGUAUCAGUAGUAGUAACAGUAGUAGUAGUAAAGGAUGCACCUGGAGAUGCAGGUGAUUCACAGCUGAUGAGUGCAAAGGGUGUUGGCAGAAGUGUAAGAGUUGUGGGCGAGAGGGGCGGGCGGGGCGCAGAU